This is a messenger RNA of Lentinula edodes (shiitake mushroom), 1311 nucleotides long. RefSeq lists its product as uncharacterized. The transcript is spliced from 9 exons. The coding region runs from base 1 to 1311 and encodes 436 amino acids. Lineage: Eukaryota; Fungi; Basidiomycota; Agaricomycetes; Agaricales; Omphalotaceae. The record is from RefSeq and is a predicted model, not a curated record.
AUGUCUACCCCCGACGACCAUACCAACACUCUAUCGGAACUCAAACGAGAAAUUGCGUCUUCUUAUGGAUCUGAAUUCCAAACACACAUCACCAAGGCUUGGUCGGAAAUUAUUCAUGAAUUAAGUCAAGUGACCGAAAGCAUUUCGAGAAAAGGCUCUGAGUACAUCCCUCAAGUCAAUCUUUCCGAACUUUCAUCUCUACCUCCAGAGAGACUGGACGAAAUCCGUCGAAUUGGAACUGUUGUAAUCAAAGAUGUUGUAGACGACAAGGAAGCUAGAGCCUGGCAAGAAUCCCUCAAAGAAUUCAUCAAAGUUAAUCCCGAUGUACCAGGCUUUCCGGCGAACAAUAAACAGUUCUUUGAACUUUAUUGGACAAAGCCUCAAGUCGAAGCCCGCUCGCAUCCUAAUGUCCUAGCAGCAUCUACAUGGUUAAAUAAUCUUUAUCGAAACUCAUCUGCAUCUUCCGAGAAGGCCAUGGAAGGUGUUGAUCUAUCAACACCGCUGACUUACGCGGACCGUUUUCGUAUUAGACACCCAGGUGGAGGUUGGGCUUCUUUUCCGCCUCAUGUGGAUGGAGGUUCGAUUGAGCGCUGGCAAGAUUCAGCGUUCAGGUCUUGCUUCAACGACAUUCUUUCUGGGAACUGGCGAAAACACGAUCCUUACGCUCUCAACGGCCGCCUCGAAGCUCGUUCUUCCUUGUAUCACCGAGCUAAUCAAGCAUCGGUGUUCAGAACCUUCCAGGGGUGGCUUGCGAUGAGCGAGACCGCGCCCACAGAAGGAACUCUAAAAGUGUUUCCCGAUGUACUUCUCUCGAACGCGUAUAUAAUUCUGCGUCCGUUUUUUCGCCCUCUGGUAUCAGCUCACUCUGCCGAAAUUCUUGAUCCAAAUAAUUGGAGUUACGACAUAUCCUAUGCCGAUUUUCCCGGCAUUUACCCCAAAGAUGGCGGCUUUGCUGGACCGUGGCCUACUUCAGAAUCCCAUCCUCAUCUGAUGCUUGAUAAGACCAUGAUCUCUGUUCCGAAAGUUAUGCCUGGAGACACCGUAUUUUGGCAUUGUGACGUUGUUCAUUCGGUGGAGGUGGACCAUACUGGUCAGGAGGAUUCGGCAGUGAUGUACAUUCCAGCUGUCCCGACUACUCCUAUGAACAAGGCCUACGUUGAGAAACAAAAGGAGUGUUUCCUGAAAAGUAUCAAUCCUCCUGAUUUCCCCAAAGGCUCCCAGGCUUUCUACGGAAUUUCCCGAACAGCUAAGGAUCUUUUGUCUCCAGCAGGUGCACAUGCUAUGGGCCUCAGUGUUGCAAGCUCAGCAUAA